Messenger RNA from Temnothorax curvispinosus, 801 nucleotides. RefSeq lists its product as uncharacterized. The transcript is spliced from 3 exons. The record is from RefSeq and is a predicted model, not a curated record. Lineage: Eukaryota; Metazoa; Arthropoda; Insecta; Hymenoptera; Formicidae. The annotation marks the transcript as partial.
CAGGAAUUGUAUACGUUGCCGUGCGAAAGUUUUCUCUACGUCGAAGGAACAUUGACGGUGACCAGAGCAGCCGGCCAAGCCGAUAACGUGGUAUUGGGGAAUAAUUGCGUCGCGUUCAUGUUCGAUGAAAUUCGAUACGAGCUCGACGGUGUGGAGAUUGAUCACUGCAGAAACGUAGGAAUAACCAGCACGCUCAAGAACUACGACAGAAGCGUGAUUCUGCGAAACGCGGGCUGGGAACCGCAUAAUAACGCGAACGGAUACUUCAAUUUCUGCGUACCGCUCAACCUGUUACUGGGAUUUUGCGAGGAUUACAAACGCGUGUGGCGAAUGCCUCACGUGGUAUUGAGCGAGGUCAACAAACUGUCGAUGCUGCGCGCCUUGGAAAACAGACGAUAUCUAAACACGACCAAGCACUCGUGGGCCAUUAAGACCGCAACUCAGCUCGAGAAACCGCGAUACGUCGUCUUCGCUUUGCAAACGGGUCGGAAGAACGUCAUGUCCGCGGACACGAGCCGAUUCGACGACUGCAAACUGACCAACGUGAAACUCUACCUAAACUCGGAAGUCUAUCCGUACGACGAUUUGAAUUUGGACUUUGGUAAACACAGAUGGGCGAUUCUGUACGAUAUGUACGCGCGUUUCUGCAAGGGCUAUUACGGAUACGAAUAUCUCGAGCCGAGUCUUACCGUUUCAACUUUUCUACAUAACGGCCCGUUUGUGAUCAUUGAUUGCUCUCGACAAAACGAAUCCGUCAAAAACGCCACCGUGGAUGUCAGACUAGAAUUCGAUUGCAUGUAG